Messenger RNA from Thlaspi arvense, 1207 nucleotides. The record is from the annotation of a GenBank genome assembly. NCBI's taxonomy places the organism in Eukaryota, Viridiplantae, Streptophyta, Magnoliopsida, Brassicales, Brassicaceae.
AUUAAACCAAUUUACUUUUUCUUGUUAAUGAGAAAUGACUAAUUUUGGAGACAGAGAUCCAUUUUUACAGCCGAAAUAACCGUUUUCCGCGUUUUAACUCCAUGAUUUCAUUUUUUCGUUUCAAUGAUCCUAAACCCAGAAAAAAACUCACCCUGGAAGCAAAUUCAUUCUAAUUCUAAUCCGUUCUUCAUAAGAUCGAUCCAGAAAUCGAUAUAUAAAUUCUGUUUAUAGGGUUUUCUUGGAGACGAAGAAACUCAAUAGCUCAGGAUGGUGAAGUUAACAACAAUCUUAGGAAAGGGCACGAGAACCAUCAUAAUGAUGAUGAUGAUGACGUUGAUGGAUGUUUUGGUUGGAGCAGCGGACAAUAACGAGGUGUACAGUCCAUGUUCAGACACUCAAAUAAGCAAAGGAGAUGGUUUCACCGUAGGUGUUGCAAUCUCCAGCAAAGAAGCUUUCUUCCUUGACCAAGUCCAGCUUUCCCCUUGCGAUUCUCGUCUCGGUUUAGCUGCGAAAAUGGCACAGCUCGCGCUCUUUAGACCUAAGGUAGACGAGAUCUCUCUUCUCUCCAUCGACACAAGUAAGUUUAGCCCGAGUGAAGCAGGAGGAUACAUGGUUGGAUUCGCAGGCUCGAAAUACGCAGCAAGAUCUUAUCCUGUGAAGGUUGCAGAUGAAAGCAACACAAUCACAGAUUUCACACUUGUAAUGGAGUUUCAGAAAGGAGUGUUGCAGAAUCUGUUUUGGAAGAACUUUGGAUGCGAUUCUUGCAAAGGAGGAGCUUCUUCUGUGUGUCUUAAUGGGACGGAUUGUGCUGUUCCGACAUCGAAGUGCAAGGCUAAUGGAGGUGAAGCUAAUUGCAACAUUGGAAUCCAGGUGGCGUUUUCAGGAACAGACAAGAACUUAGAGUCAUUGAACUCUUGGUACGAGGUUAGCAAUCUGAGGCAGUACUCGCUUACCGACCUUUACGCAAGCGCUGUAGAUUCUCUGAGUGGAGGACUUUUGUAAGAGAGACAAAGUGAGGUUCCUAAAUAGGUUUUUCUCACUUUCAUGUCUUGACAAGAAGUAACAAUGAUGAAACAAAUAACUUACUUGUCCUUCAAGUUUGCAAACCAAAACUACAUUUUUAUGGAUCAAUACAAAAGAAAGAAAUGGCUAUAUAUUUGCCACACACAAGAAACACAAUCAUUGUCAUUGUUGUAUACACAAAUCC